Molecule: messenger RNA, 1558 nt
Organism: Ictalurus punctatus (channel catfish)
Lineage: Eukaryota; Metazoa; Chordata; Actinopteri; Siluriformes; Ictaluridae
Product: probable E3 SUMO-protein ligase RNF212
Exons: 13
Coding region: 147-1052 (301 amino acids)
Biological process (GO): protein sumoylation; homologous chromosome pairing at meiosis; reciprocal meiotic recombination
Cellular component (GO): synaptonemal complex
Molecular function (GO): SUMO transferase activity
Source: RefSeq, a predicted model, not a curated record
AAAACUAUUUCACGCGCGUCGCUGAGUGACGACUUGACUUGACUAGCCGCGUUAGCCUUUUUCGCUAAAGUGAACACACAGUAAACGGUCCAACUACAGCCCGGUGGAAUGGUUAUAACACACAGAACAACCCAACAGCUGUGAAUAUGUCCGCGUGGAUAUGCUGUAAUUCGUGCUUUAAGUCUCCAGGACCGGACGUCCACCUGGCUCUGACAAAUUGUGGCCAUAUUUUCUGCAACAUAUGCUUUCGAAAAGGAAAAGAAGGCGAGUGUCUGAUCUGCAAAGCGAAAUGUCAGCUGUCUCUGCUCUCAGACAAAAGCAGCUCAGAGGUCAGAGCACUCUUCUCAGAUAUCAGCACUACUGCCGUCAAAUACCUCUCAGAGAUAAGCAAGGUCUUGCAGUUCCAGGCAAGACACCAGAAACGGUUACUAUCUCACUACCAACACAAGAGCGAAAAAAUGAAGGAGACUCUAAUCAAAAUGCACCAAGAGAUGAAACAAAUGUCGAAAAAAAUUACCGAGCAGAAGGCCUACAUAUCAAAGUUAGAAGUAGCUCUUCAGCAGCAAAGUUCCAGAGUGGGAUUACAGUCUAACAGGGAUUUGCAUACCUCCGGUCGUUUCAAACCAGGGUACUCAUCUUCUCCAACUUCAUCAGCGCCCUCAGUGACAAAAAUCCCCUACUCGUCUCCAGUGUGUCUGUCCCGCCACGCAUCCAGGACAAGCCUAACUGAAAACAUGGACAUUAACAGCAGGGCUUUUUCCAGUAAACCCUCAGUGCCUGGAAGCGUUUCCAGACUUUGUCUCAUCAGCCCACCACAAGAUGGCCGGAUAGGUACCAUUCACCACAGAACACCAAGUCAGAGCACUAUGGGUAGCCACUCCAUACAAAGUGCCGAUGUCAGUAGAGUGCUUUCCAGUAGCCUGAAGGAACCCACGUUGGCGUCCUCCAAUAACACACUGUAUCGCAGAGCAACGCCAUGGGAAACGCCCAUAUUCAAAACGCCCCCAGCUUACAAAUACCCCUCCAUGUCCUCUCUGGGACCUCGGCCCUGACAUAUUAUAGCGACGAUCUUAAAAUAUCACAAGUGACUACAGAACAAGGGGGCUAUUCUUGUACAGCUUUACUAUGAUGCUUCCCUGGAAACACAACAGAUUAAACCGAAGACAAGUUCUUGUGUUCAACCAUCUGCAGAAGGACAAGAAUAUACAUAUGCAAGCCUACGCAUAACAACUGUAGCAAUUUGUAGCUUCCCCUUUGCUCACACCACAAUAGUUUCAUAUUAGCCAAGGCUUCAGGGUAUGAUAUAAUAGACUUUAUGGGUUUUUUCUUCCCUUAAACGUCUGUGUUCGCAGUAAUCAAUCACAGACGUGGCAUGAGCGGGCUGUGAAUGUGGAUUUUAAUAUGAUGUAGUAUGAUUCAUUGCACGUCAGCCGCACCUGUGAAUCUGCACGGAGAGAGCGUUUUAUUCUCCAAACUCAUAAAUACCAUAUCACUGAAUCGUUUGAACCCUGUCGCGCGUUGACGAUUCGGCAUAUUAAAGUGAUGGCUUUGAUUCAGA